ACUCCUCUGUGGGGACGCGACCUUCACAGUUGAGACUGGUCCCCGAGUGCGUUUAGUCCUGUUUACAGCCUGAGGUACACAGUAGCCUUCACACAUGCAGUAAUCAUCUUGUUCCAGUUAUGGCGGAAAGAGGUCGUUUGCAAUCUCUCGAAUCACUCUCAAGAACAAAAGCAGUAAAAUUGACAUUAACAGCAUUGACAAAUAUAUUAUUGCAAGAAGAGCAGGAAUGUAGUUCGAGUAGAGAACGUGACAGAUGUAAAAGAAAACGCAGUUAUUCAUGUGGCUGCGAUGAGAAGGGGGAACUACGCUUGAACAAAAAAGUCAAAGUAGACGGUGCGUGUCAUAACUUUGUAACUAGUAAAAUGCGUAAAAGAAAGCUGGAUGACAACGAAAGCGACGAAACAAUACAUAAAUACAAACGGCAGAAGUUUCAUGAAAGUUUUAAGAAUUUUGAUUUAAAUGAAGAGGAAAGAUUAGUAAACAACUUCGAAGAGAGGAAGUCCAAAGAUGACACAGACAUCUCAUACAAAGUAACCUGUAAUGUUAUGUUAACAUCGUUGAAACAGUUUUUCUUCAAUUUAUCCCCUAAAAUGUGGACGGAUUAUGGAAAGUCGCUCAUUCGUGAAACACUCCGAAUGAUAAGACUGGAAAACCUUGAUAAGAAACACCUGAACAAAGUAACCGAGCAUGUGUUGUGCGACAAACUCUUGUUUUUUUCUACGAUGGAAAUAGAGAAUUUUUCAAGUGACUUUGAAGGUGUAAUUUAUGACAGGCUAAGACACUGUAGAAAGUUGUUAUCUCUGGAAAUAACAGUGAUACCUAGAGACGAGAGAGACGUCAUCACCGCCACACUGUCUCUUCAGAGGCUGAGGAACCUGCGGUGUCUCUCGCUCCUCCCGCCCACCAGGUACUCCUUCCACUGGGUCAUACACGCACUCUCUCAACAAUGCUUCAAUCUACGUGAGCUCAAAAUUGUCUACAACGGCGACCUCUUUGAUCCUGGGAGAGGCGUGUCAUGUCUCCAGCACUGUCAGAACUUGGGCGCACUCUGGCUCUUCAAUUUUGGACGAAAGAGUGAAACAAAGUGUGUGAGUGAGCUAUUGAGAUCUCUGCAUAAUCUGAAAGUAUUGUUUCACAAAGAAUUACCUAACGCUAUAUUAGAGUUAACAUGCGAUAAAGGCCACAGUCUUGAACAGACUGAUGUAUGUAGUGCUGCUAGCAAGUGGCCAGUAAGGCAGCCCAGCACCAUGUCCUGUCACUUGUCUAUGGAACGUGUAGAUCUGUGCUGGUAUCAGCGAGCCGUGGGUUACCAGCUGGUAUAUGUACCAUCGUCUUACCUCCUGCGUGUUGCUCAAGCUUGUCCAAAGAUCAAAUUAUUGAAUCUCGUUGGUCCGCCGUGCCUGGCGCAAGUUGUUGCUAACCUGCCAUGCUUACAGGCCAUAAUCUUACACCAGGCAAGCCUAGCCUCCUGCCUCAAGUGUUCCUUGAAGGGCGUCAACCUUGACAAGAUAUCAGAGCUGCGAGUUUCUGACGUGUGGGACGUCACCCAUGACAUCGUGUCAGCAAUAGCCAGCAGGUGCCCAAACCUGCAAGUUCUGAGUAUCAUUAACUCUAGUCUGGAAGCGCGGGGCGACCUCCUCACUCCCCAACAUCGUCCUGCCUUCCAGUGCCUGCGUGAGGUAAUUCUGGUGCCCACCACGUUACAUGGUCGCCCAUGCCUUACCUCUCCUUCAAUAUGGCAACUCGGUGCUGCCCUCACAGCUUACAUUUUCAGCGGGGCUUCUUCUCUUAUCUCCAUUCACGUGCAGUACAAGUCUGAGGACAUUCCCGAUGAUGAUAUACCCAGCGAACAGGACCUAGAAGCUGCUCUCUGUUGUCCCCGACCUGGUCUUCGUCAUCUUGUGCUGGCGUGUCCGCCCGUGGCCUCCCCUCACCUGGCGGAUGUUGUGAUAGGGGCUUGUCCCACCCUCACUACCCUGGGCUCUCUAGCCACUUGGCCCCUCACCAGUCACCAGUGUGCUGCCCUCAUAGCCAGCUACCACCACCAACUGGAUAUAACAUGAGCACGUAUAACUGUGAUAUGUAAGCUUAUGUUGACAACGAGAGCAGUACUGAGCACUGCAGCUACAUUCAUUACAUUUGUGUUUGUAGCUAAAAAAAUUAGUCAAUAUUCCUUGAGCCCCGUCUAAGCAAACUAUAAGACGGUGUAUAUAAUGUUUUAAAACAUAAUCUAGAGCUAUGAUACAGCAGAAAAAAGUUACAUACAGUUAAAAUUACAGUAGCAUACAGAGAAAUAUGAAAGUAGCAUAGAAACCUGUCCACAGGGAGGUGAUCCACUAAAGGGAAUGGAUUGGGAUUAACUACAUAAUUAGUGCUAUUAUCUACUCUCUCUAUCAAAUGGUUAGGUUAGGUUUCAUUACGUUUGGUUACGUUAAUACGGUAUAUUGACGAUAAUGUGAAAUAUGGAACUCGAAAAUUAUAUCAGUGUGACCAGACCACACACUAGAAAGUGAAGGGACGACGACGUUUCGGUCCGUCCUGGACCAUUCUCAAGUCGAUUGUGUGCCGGAGAAUUCUGUUUACAUUAAACCAACUUUUUCAAAAUAAAGGUUUUCAACAUAUAAUUCUUAUAUUUUAAACAUACGAAUUCUAAUACAAUAACGUUAUAACUUGAGAAUAAUCUCUGUUUACGACAAAGCUUCACUUUCCAGUUUACAUGCAAACUAUUACUGGAACCGUAAUAUGCUUUCAGACCAUCAUAAAUGUCUAGAUAACUAUCCAGGUGGUUUGAAGGGUGGUGUGGUGUUUGAAGAUAAUAGAUUUGUUGUGAGGACGAGCUCAGUAAUUACACGUAAGACACCUGGUUGAUACCUGGUUGAUGGGGUUCUGGGAGUUCUUCUACUCCCCAAGCCCGGCCCGAGGCCAGGCUUGACUUGUGAGAGUUUGGUCCACACACCUUAUAUAUUGCUAAGCCAUUUAUUUAUUCUAGUGUGAAGGUAGAGAGUAAAGAGGGUGACGGGGAGGACCGGACAGUGGCACGCCGGACACCGUCUCGUGCUUGGUCGUCUCCAUAUUGUAAUGUGUAUGUGAAUACUUAAUUAAGUUACCAGCUGAGUGUACCGACACCAGUGCGGCAGCGACAAGAGAGAGAGAGAGUAGUACAUUACCCGUUGUCCAGUCCGGAUCUUUCACGAUUCACAAUCAAUUCUGGGUUCGAAUCUCGGUCAGGACAAAAAUGGUUGGGUACGAUUCUUAUCACCUAAUGCAUCUGUUCACCUAGCAGUUAAUAGGUACACAAGAGUUAGUUAGCUUGUUGUUGGGUUACAUCGUGAAGAAGGUGAAGAGUAGUUCGUCCCUGGGAGUGGUUGGGCACUAUCCUUAUCCUGACCCCUUCCAAGUGCUAGUCGUAAUGGCUUGGCGCUCUCUCCUGAUAGUUCCCUUCCCUUCGUCCCUGGUGGGGGGGGGGGGGAUCUCGAUGUAAGCCUAACGUGUACAUAUACACUGGUGGCGUGGCCCUCGACACAAUGAGCUAUAAAGCCAACAUUAUGUUUGUAACUCAUCUUCUAUUACUUUUACCACUCUACUUUUAUCAGUAAAAAUAUUUUACAUAUACUUUAUCGGGUACUUUUACCUGAAUAAACAUUUGAAUUUGAAUUUGAAUAUAAGGAAUUUACACCAAAUUUUUCGCACUCUCCCGAUCAGUGCUUUGUCAAGGUCUGAGUGCUUGGUUUGGACUAGACUUACAUCUCAACGUCUAAUGAGGCUGUUAUCUUGUUGUUUAAGAGUCAGCUACUGGGAACAAAAAGUUGCAAGUAGCACGGGCUAUGGUGAUCCCGUAGUGGACUUACCUGGCACAGGAGCGGGGCUGUAACUUGGCUGUUAGCCUGGGUCCAGUCCUCUUGUCCUUCUGGACCUCCUGACCAGGUCACCACUAGUCCCGACUGCCGUUGUAUCUGCGGUAAUGUCUUCUACGGAAAUUUGAUCAUGUGUCCGUACCGUAAUCCUGCUGUUCUGGGAACUGAAGUUGUUAUUAAUAGAGGUGUUCAUUCCGAUGUUAUCCCUCGUAACCCUCUUCAUACCACAAGGAACGCGGCUAAUGGGAACGUGGCUAAUGGGAACGCGGCUAAUGGGAACGCGGCCAAUGGGAUUCAUCCAUUGAUUGAGAUCUAAUUUUAAUUCACUCAAUCAUUUUCUAGUAAAGCUGUCCUCCGAAGGAAAGCUCUUGUUGCCAGCGAAAAUAUUCAGAGUAUUUAUUUUAAAUACUUCUACUACUUUCUAGUUCUAAUAUUAUUAUGUAUUAUUUCACACUUCUUAAAAUCAAUAUUGUGAUCUUUUUCCCAACUAUGGUUAGCUACAGCACUGUUACCAGCCAUGAUAUUACACACUUUCUUGUGUUCAAUUCUGAUCUACAAUUCUACUUCACUACAAUCUCUACAAGGUAAUAUGUAAACAACUCCAGGAUUACUAUCCUCUUCUACUCUAUUCUUACUAAUCCUUUCCCCUAAUUGUAUUUGGGUAAUUAGGAAUGAUUUGAUGUUUUGUAUCCGCAACGUUACGGGUCAGUUGGCUUAAACUAGGGUUAUAAUGCAAUUUCAAAACCAUUUUAUUAUCAGGAUUCCAAGGGUGUCUCUCAGUUAUAGUGUAAUGGAUGCCUUUAUCUUUACUGUGGGUUCUUCUCAGUGAACCACGACGUAUAGCCUAAAUCCAAAGACUAUUAAAUAAAUAUUUAAGGUCAGCUUCUAUGUAAGACGGGUCACAAACCCUAUAACCUAUUAGAUAACGACCGGUGAGUACACGUUCUUGAACUGGAUUAGAAUGAUAUGAGAAAAAAUUAAUAUAUGAGUGUGUCUUUUUUCCCCUGUAAAUACGGAAUGUAAACUGAUCGUUGCUUCUACCUUCCUUGCAAUCCAAAAAUGGGAGUUCUUUAUCAAGUUCUUUUCCUAUAGUAAACUGCACGGAAUGCUGCAGGCUAUUGAGACUAAAUACCUAUCUAGGUUCUCGAAAUCUUCCUCAAAAAUAGCGAAAACAUCAUCAACAUGUUUUAACCAGGUUCUGGGACCUUUACCAUCUCUUAUUACUGUGGGUGCUAAUUGUGCUUAAAAAACUCCAUAUAUAAAUUUGGUUGAAUAGGGGAAAGGGAAGACAUAGCCACCCCCGAACUCUUGUUAAUAAACCGACCCAUCUAACCUGAAAUAAGUGUCUUCUACACAAAUAUUAAUCAGCUCAAAAAUAAAGUGUUAGGUAUCGGAGUAACACAAUUACCUGCUACCGGUUGUGUUCUAAGAUAAUCAAAUAUUUUAGGUAAAGGCACAUUGGUAAAAAGUGAGACCCUAUUUCCGUAGGAGACGUUACCGGAGGUACCUCGCCAGGCGGGCCUAGUGGUGACCUGGUCAGGUGGUCCAGAAGGACAAGAGGACUGGACCCACGAUAACAGCCUCGUUACAGCCCCGCGCCUGUGCCAGGUAAGUCCACUACGGGCUCACCAUAGCCCGUGCUACUUGCAACUUUUCGUUCCCAGUAGCCGACUCUUAAACCAACAAGAUAACAGCCUCAUUAGACGUUGAGAUGUAAGUCUGGUCCUGACCACACACUCACACCAUGACAAAGCACUGAUCGGGAGAGAGCAAAAGGUUUGGUGUAAAUUCCUUUAAAAAAUUUCACAAAUACACAAGUGUGGGUUUUUAUCUCAUGUUAUGUCUGUGAGAAGACACUACCAUUACUAAUUAAUUAUUAUUAUUAUUAUUAUUAUUAUUAUUAUUAUUAGAGGAGGGGCAGGAGAGUGUAGUACACUAGUGCAGUAGAGGCAGAAGAAUAUUCAGUAAUACACUGGAAUAGUAACUACGUGAUCAGAAGGCAGAUGUGAACAUAUAAAUGUUAUCAAUAUAUUCAUUAGAGAAAUCGUUGUUGACACACUCACAGUGGAAGGAGACUUCUAUUUACAAUAUUUUGUCAAAUUUAUGUAAUGUUUUAUUGUAUGGCCAUAAACGCUGUGCAUGUUAGUGGCUUUGUAACACCAAUGUUAUGUUCCCUAACAAGGAACAAUGUACAAUGUACUCCUUGUAUAUAAAUAUAAAAUCAUUACGUAAGAAAGA
Messenger RNA from Procambarus clarkii (red swamp crayfish), 6092 nucleotides. RefSeq lists its product as uncharacterized. NCBI's taxonomy places the organism in Eukaryota, Metazoa, Arthropoda, Malacostraca, Decapoda, Cambaridae. The record is from RefSeq and is a predicted model, not a curated record.